AUGAUCAGUGUUCAGCCAGCUUAUAAGAAGAGGCAGUACGAUUUCUUAUGGAUGUUCCUGGGUCUAGUAAAGCUAGGAAAUAUAGUAUUAAUAGUACUGGAUUUAGCCCUGUUGGUCUUCAAUGCUCAGACUUUUCAAGCCCUACUGGCCAUUUUCAUUGCUCAUUCGAUAGUACUGUUUCCAAGUGCUCUUUUUCACUUGGUCCCAAGCUUAAAAAGAAAUUCAUGAUACAGAAUAUUGGCCUUUGCAAUCGGAAUCUUUGGGAUUAUAGCUGUGGUAAUAAACUAUAUCCUGAUAAUAACUUCAGAAGGUAGUAAGGCCUUAGUGUACUUGUUCUUUAUGAUUAUCCUGACCUUACCAGGAGCACUUAUCUCAGGAAGUUUAAUCAUCCUCUUAUACCUAGAAGCACCCCAGACGCCAGAGGUAGUAAUCCUAGUCCCAACAGAGCACAUAGGUCUUCACAAUGUGAUGAUAUAA
Molecule: messenger RNA, 477 nt
Organism: Moneuplotes crassus
Lineage: Eukaryota; Ciliophora; Spirotrichea; Euplotida; Euplotidae
Source: the annotation of a GenBank genome assembly